AUGCGCACGCGGCCCGCGUUCGGGCGGUGCGACUGCGCCGGUAGCGACCGCGGGUGGGAGGUCGCCGGAGGGUACACCUCCGAGGCGUCUCACGUGAGAAGGAGCCCAACCCCGGACGGGAACUCCCUCCUCGGCGGCGUCGCCCAGCUGUGCCACGCGUUCUUCCACUGCUCCCCGACCCCGGAGCUGUCGUCGCACCCCGACGAGCUGUGCCUGCGCGUCGCGUGCGACCCGGCGGGGCGAAAGUGCGAGACCAAGGGCGUGGUGGUCGUCGCCGCGCUGCGGGAUCGAGCCGGGGACCUCAGGUUCCUCUCCAGGUACUCCAACUGCCCGCUCUCGUCCCACGCCGAGGAGUACGUCGUCCGCGACGAGGAGCUCGUCCGAGCGGUCAUGGAGAUGGCACCCGAGGACGACGCGCGAUCGUCCACCAAAACCCCGGGCUCGGCGGGCACGCUCACGCUGUACCAGCGCCUGCAGCCGUGCCACGGAAGCUCCGACAACCGAGGACCGCUCUGGAGCUGCUCGGACGCGCUCGUCGCCGGGCUCCACCGCGAGCUGCUCGGGCCCCGGGGGGUGUCGCUGCGCGUGGCGGUGAGCUACACGUACAGGGCGCACUGGGACGUGCGGGGGUUCGAAUCCGAGCGCGAGCGAAGGUGGUGGGGUCCGAAGGUGGAGGCGGCUCGAGAGGGCAUACGGGUCUUCGCCGCCGCAGCGAAGGACGGGGUGACGCUCGAAGCGCUGAACGCGGAAGACUGGGCGUUUCUCGUCAGCCUGUGCGACGAAGACGUGGCCAGGGACUACGCGGCGGCGUUCGGUGAAGGGGGCGAGGGUUUUGGGUCGAAAGGGUGCGGCGUGUUCACGGCGCCGGCGGUUGCGCACAGGCGAGCGAUGGACGAGUUCGUCGCCGAGCAGAUUCGGAGGCACUCGGCGUCGGGGCCGACGAACGGGCGCGCCACGAACGCCGCCGGUUAG
Molecule: messenger RNA, 972 nt
Organism: Micromonas commoda
Lineage: Eukaryota; Viridiplantae; Chlorophyta; Mamiellophyceae; Mamiellales; Mamiellaceae
Exons: 2
Coding region: 1-972 (323 amino acids)
Source: RefSeq, a predicted model, not a curated record